AUGACGAUUGCAACGGGGACUACAACUAGAGUGAUUGGGUGGUAUCACUCACAUCCUCAUAUUACUGUCCUACCAUCUCAUGUUGAUGUUCGGACUCAGGCAAUGUACCAGCUAUUGGAUUCUGGUUUUAUUGGAUUGAUAUUUUCGUGUUUUAGUGAAGAUUCACAAAAGGUUGGAAGGAUUCAAGUCAUUGCAUUUCAAUCUUUAGAGGGGAAGCAGACGAUGAGACCUGUUUCUGUUUCAGCUGUACAAAAAAGUCCUAUUAUAGAACUUGAAUCGUCUGUAAGUUCCUCCGACAAUAACAUGGGUAUGUUUGGCUUUUCAAAAGGAGAAAACAUGGAACAAGACACUGGAGAUUCAGGUUAUAAGGUCGCUGGAAAAUCACCACGCUUGGGAGGCUUUUUGGUGAAUGCAAAUAGCAUUAAUUCUAAAACUGGAAAUAAUUACAAGGACAACAGUUUAGGUCAUGCGAUUCAGGAUUUGGACCCAAUGGAUAUGUCAGAUGGUAUGCAAGAGGCGAUGCAUCUUUCAAACUUGGAAGUGAGUGGCGCCCAAUUUGUCCGUAAGGAAAUUCCACUUUAUGUUGUGCCUACAUCAGCCCUUCUCAAAUUAGAUUCUCCUCUCUCAUCCUUUACAAGCCUUCAGCGUAUGCUCUUUGAAGAGGAAAAGAAUGCAUAUGACGAAGCAAUGGCGCUAAACACAAGAGACGGAAAAGUUCAUCCUCUUUCUUUCAUUCAUCAUGCAUCCACCUACAAGGCUUCCAUGUGCAAGAUGAUCGAAUUUUGCUUGAAUCCUGCCAUGGGUGCUCUUCAAGAUCGCCUGAGAGAAAAUGAAGUUAAGUUAAAACUGCUUGCCCAAGAAGCCAAUGGUUUGGAAUUGGAGCUAUUAAGUGGUGGUCCCUCGAAUUCCUCUCCACGUUCUCCAUCUCAAGGGUUUAGAAGUAUCUCGAGUGGCAGCCGAGCAAAACGAUGA
Messenger RNA from Striga hermonthica, 972 nucleotides. NCBI's taxonomy places the organism in Eukaryota, Viridiplantae, Streptophyta, Magnoliopsida, Lamiales, Orobanchaceae. The record is from the annotation of a GenBank genome assembly.